Ipomoea triloba (trilobed morning glory) is the source of this 4545-nucleotide messenger RNA. RefSeq names its product probable leucine-rich repeat receptor-like protein kinase At1g35710. The record is from RefSeq and is a predicted model, not a curated record. Lineage: Eukaryota; Viridiplantae; Streptophyta; Magnoliopsida; Solanales; Convolvulaceae. Gene Ontology annotation, molecular function: protein kinase activity; protein binding; ATP binding. The transcript has 3 exons. Gene Ontology annotation, biological process: protein phosphorylation. The coding region runs from base 1 to 4422 and encodes 1473 amino acids.
AUGACAAAUCACUCAACUUUAAUACUCUUCCUGCUUAUUCUACACCUCUUGCCCUCAUCUCCAACUUCUGCUUCCCAUUUCAACGCUACAAACACCCAUUCAUUAUUGCCUGCAAACUAUUUGCAAAUAGCAAAUGAAGUGGCUUCUUUGUUGACAUGGAAGUCCAGCCUUGACCUCAAAGCCCAAAAAGUAUUGUCAUCGUGGGUGGCUGGUGGUAGCCAUUGCAAUUGGACUGGAAUUGAUUGCAAUGUUGGUGGAAUCAUUACAGCCUUGAAUCUUACUAAUUGUGGCUUACGAGGUACGCUCGAAGGUUUAAACUUUUCAUCUUUAGCCUCUCUACAGAUUAUUGAUCUUUCUAACAACUCUUUCCAUGGUAACAUUUCUUUUAUUAAAGAAAUGACCAAUUUGAGAAACUUAACAAUCUUGUAUCUUUACAAAAACCAAUUUUCGGGCUACAUCCCCCAAGAAAUUGGCUUGCUGGUAUCUCUUGUAGAUUUGGCGUUGUAUCAAAACUCACUCAGAGGCCAAAUCCCUACUUCAUUUGGGAAGUUGAAAAACUUAGAAUUAUUGGAUCUCAACGGCAACAAUCUUUCAGGCAAGAUCCCACAAGGAAUUGGGUCCUUAAAAUCACUUGUUGAGUUAGAUCUUUCAUCAAAUACUCUCACGGGUCUAAUCCCUAUAGAAAUAGGGAACUUGUCAAUGUUGGUCAAUUUGUCCCUAUUUGAAAAUCAUCUCUUUGGAGUCAUCCCUGAGGAGGUUGGAAAAUUGAAAUUUCUGGAAAGGCUAAGCCUGUAUUCUAAUAACCUUAAUGGCCAAAUUCCUACUUCAAUAGGAAACUUGUCAAAGUUGAUAGAUUUGAGAUUAUCAUUUAAUGCUCUCUCAGGCCAAAUCCCAAUAUCAUUUUGCAACUUGAAAAAUUUAACAAUCUUGUUUCUCAAUAACAAUAGAUUUUCGGGCUACAUCCCUUAUGAUUUUGGGUUGUUAACAUCACUUGUAAAUCUUUGUUUAGCAGAGAAUGCUCUCACUAGUGAAAUCCCUUCCACAAUUGGAAACUUGACACAUUUAACAAUCUUAUACCUUCAUGUCAACAAUCUUUCAGGCCAAAUCCCUCAAGAAAUAGGAAACUUGUCAAGUUUGAUAGAUUUGAGAUUGUCAUUUAAUGCUCUCACAGGCCAAAUCCCUACAUCACUUUGCAACUUGAGAAAUUUAACCAUCUUAUUUCUCAACAACAAUAAGUUUUCAGGCUACAUCCCUAAAGAUUUUGGGUUGUUAACCUCGCUUGUAAACUUGGAUUUACAAAAGAAUGCACUCACUAGUGAAAUCCCUUCAACACUUGGAAACCUGAAAAAUUUAGCGACCUUAUAUCUUAGUUUCAACAAUCUUUCAGGCCAAAUUCCACAAGAAAUUGGCUUGCUAGUAUCACUCGUAAAGUUGACAUUGUACCAAAAUAGGCUCACUGGCCAUAUCCCUACUUCAAUUGGGAAGUUGAAAAACUUAGAAUUGUUGUAUCUCUAUCAGAACAAUCUUUUAGGCAAUAUCCCACAAGAAAUUGGGUCCUUAAAAUUACUUGGAGAGUUGGAUCUUUCAUCAAACAAUCUCAUGGGCCAAAUCCCUACAUCACUUUGCAACUUGAGAAAUUUAACAAUCUUGUUUCUCAACACCAAUAGAUUUUCGGGCUACAUCCCUAAUGAUUUUGGAUUGUUAACAUCACUUGUAAAUUUGAGUUUAGCAGAGAAUGCUCUCACUGGUGAAAUCCCUUCCACAAUUGGGAACUUGAAACAUUUAACAAACUUAUAUCUUCAUGUCAACAAUCUUUCAGGCCAAAUUCCUCAUGAAAUAGGAAACUUGUCAAGUUUGAUAGAUUUGAGAUUAUCAUUUAAUGCUCUCACAGGCCAAAUCCCUAAAUCACUUUGCAACUUGAGAAAUUUAACAAUCUUGUUUCUCAACAACAAUAGAUUUUCAGGCUACAUCCCUAAUGGUUUUGGGUUGUUAACAUCACUUGUAAAUUUGAGUUUAGCAGAGAAUUUUAUCAUGGGUGAAAUUCCUACUUCAAUUGGACAGUUGAAAAAUUUAGAAUUGUUGUAUCUCUAUCACAACAAUCUUUCAGGCAAGAUCCCCCAAGAAAUUGGGUCCUUAAAAUCACUUGUAAUGUUGAGUCUUUCAUCAAAUUCUCUUAGUGGUCAUAUUCCUCGAGAAAUAGGAAAUUUGUCAAUGUUACUACAUUUACAUUUACAUAUGAAUCAUUUCCACGGAUCAAUACCUGAGGAGUUAGGGAAAUUGAAAUCUCUCCGAGAGUUGUUGCUACAGUCGAAUGAUCUCAAUGGGCAAAUUCCAUAUGAGUUUGAAAAUAUCACUCACUUAAGGGAUUUUCAACUUUUCAAUAAUCAUCUCAGUGGUUCUUUGCCAGAGAAUUUGUGUCUUGGCAAGUCAUUAGAAAGGGCAGGCAUUGCAGACAACAGAUUUAGUGGAAAGAUUCCUAAAAGCCUGAAGAAUUGUACAACCCUUUACAGGCUCAGGCUGGACAAUAAUGAGAUAUACGGAGACAUAUCAAAAGAUUUUGGGAUAUAUCCGAACUUAAAUUACAUAGAUUUGAGUUACAAUUACUUCCACGGCCAACUGUCUUCAAAUUGGGCUCUUUGUUCAAAACUUACUGCCUUGAAGAUAUCAGGUAAUAUAAUUUCUGGAAAUUUCCCACCUAAUUUUGGCAAUGCAUCUCAGCUGCGGUAUCUUGAUCUCUCUUCAAAUCAGCUGGUUGGAAAGAUUCCUGAAAGUUUAGGAAAGUUGAGUUUGUUAUAUGUGCUAACCUUAGACAAUAACAAACUUACUGGAAACAUACCACUACAACUUGGGGAACUAUCUUGGCUUUCAAACCUAAACUUAGCUUCGAAUAUGUUGGUUGGCUCAAUUACCCCACAAAUUGGAAGAUGCCAACGCCUAAUUACAUUGAAUCUUAGCAGAAAUAUGCUUGUGGGCAAGAUUCCUCCUGAUAUGCUAAGCUUGAAAUCCCUUGAAAAUCUUGAUCUUAGUCACAACAUGCUUUCUCAUCAGAUACCAACUCAGGUUGGAGGAUUAUCAAAUUUACAAAUGAUGAACUUAUCACACAAUAAUUUGUCAGGGUCCAUCCCAUCAAGCAUUUCUCAAUGUGCAGCUUUAGUUUCGGUUGAUGUAUCAUACAAUCAGUUGGAAGGUCCAAUCCCAAACACUAAAGCAUUUUUACAAGCACCAUAUUCUGCCUUAAGUAAUAAUAAUAAGGGUUUAUGUGGCAAUCAUUCCGGUUUAAAGCCUUGCUUCCUGCAUAAUCAAAGUGAUAGAAUGAAUAGAAAGUUGGUUGUAAUCAUAUUAGUGGCAUUGGGAAGUGUAUUUCUAUUGACAGUGGUUAUUGUCAUUUUUGUCAUUUUUGGACGACCAACAAGAAAUAGAGGAGAGGAAGUUGCGGAGCAAAGAGAUUUUACUAAUGAUUUGUUCACUAAAGAUUUGUUCGCAAUAUGGAGUUUUGAUGGAAAAAUGACAUAUGAAAGCAUAAUUGAAGCAACAGGGAACUUCGACUCCAAAUACUGCAUCGGUGUAGGAGGGCAUGGAAGUGUGUUUAGGGCUGAGUUACCUAGUGGUCAAAUUGUUGCCGUGAAGAAGUUUCAUACAUUAGACCUAAAAGACGAUGGAAGGCGUGAUAUGAGAAGCUUUUCAAAUGAGAUAAAAACAUUAACAAAUUUGAGGCAUCGAAAUAUUGUAAAGCUUUAUGGCUUUUGUGCUCAUAAUAGGCACUCAUUCUUGAUUUAUGAGUAUUUACAAGGGGGAAGCCUAGCACAAAUUUUGAGUGAUGAUGAGAAAGCACUGCAUUUUGGAUGGUUGGAAAGGAUAAAUGUGGUCAAAGCUGUAGCUAAAGCUUUGUCAUAUAUGCACCAUGACUGUUCACCUCCUAUUGUUCACCGGGACAUAUCAAGUAACAAUAUUCUGUUUGAUUCUGAACUCGAAGCUCAUAUAUCUGAUUUUGGGACAUCAAAAUUUUUGAGCACCGAUUCAACAAGUUGGAGUACAAUUGCUGGAACCAUGGGAUAUAUUGCUCCAGAGUUUGCUUACACUGCGGAGGUAAACUGCAAAUGUGAUGUGUAUAGCUUUGGAGUGGUAACACUAGAAAUGAUUAUGGGAAAACAUCCUGGCGACCUCAUUACAUGCCUUUAUUCAUCCUCAAUCUCGACAAUGGAUGGCAUGCUUUUUAGCGAUCUGUUAGAUUCUCGAGUGCCAACUCAAAAAAGAUACAACGCACAACAACUUGUGUUAGUUGCAAAGAUAGCAGUUUCUUGUAUCAAUCCCAAUCCACAAUGUAGGCCAAGUAUGGAACAAGUUUCUAUGCUACUAUCCAAGGAAAGGGAUUUUCCCAAAAUUUCCCCUGAGAUCACAUUAAGCCAGUUGUUUGGUCUUUGAGUUUCAGACUGCAUGAAUUUUUAUGCUAUUCAAGGGAUCACAAGUUAACAUACCUUUAUGCUCGUGACAAGUGUCUGGUAAAUAUCGUUUUUAUGAAUUGUUUGGACAAAUUUUUGGUGUUCA